Messenger RNA from Anopheles funestus (African malaria mosquito), 1695 nucleotides. RefSeq lists its product as uncharacterized. The record is from RefSeq and is a predicted model, not a curated record. The coding region runs from base 366 to 1547 and encodes 393 amino acids. NCBI's taxonomy places the organism in Eukaryota, Metazoa, Arthropoda, Insecta, Diptera, Culicidae. The transcript has 2 exons.
UUCCCAAGUGACAUUUUCACCACAAAAUCAAAUUCACCAUUCCUCCAUUUCAGCUGGUGGAGGGAAUUGGACAGCUAUGGUUAGAAUAUCGUUUUGGUCAGGUCGCAUAACAAUGUUGUGACGUCACGAAUUAGAAGUGUCAUGGGUACCUUCGUGAUGCUACCUUUUUUGUUAUAGAUUUGUUGCGCGCAAAAAAAACAUGUGUGUGCUUUUUUUUCUUGCUUGCGCUGUUUCUUUUGUCUUUCUUUUUCUAUCGUUCGUUCGGGUUCAGCCUCUCGUUGUUCCUUAUCCGGUUUCGUUCGGCGUUCGGUGAUUCUUUUUUCACGCUGAUUUCUGGAGUAAAGUGGAAGAUUAUUAUUAGAUUCAUGGGUACGUACCUCGUUGUGUUUGAGCAGCGCUCAUGGCUCACGGCUAUUCUAGAUACAAUAAGGGAGUCGCAAAAUAAAUCGACGGACCGGUUACCUAUUGCAUCAACAUCUCCUCCUCCGCUGUUCAAUAGUGAAAAAGCUUCCUUGAUAGAUUCCAGACCAAUUCAAAAAUUGCCGGUGAUGCCAGGGAUUCCAUCAAAAUUGCAGUUAGGAAAGCAUACAGGACCAUCAUCAUCCUCACACUCCCUUCCAACCCGAACACUGCCGGUAAAGCCAGAGAUUCUAUCAAAAUUGCAGUUAGGAAAGCAUACAGGACCAUCAUCAUCCUCACACUCCCUUCCAACUCGAACACUGCCGGUCACGCCAGUGACGGUAACGCCAACAAAAUUGCAAUCAGGAAAACAUACAGUACCAUCAUCAUGCUCCCCUACUCCUAUAUUUGAUCAAAACUCUUUACUUAAUUCUCCACGUCUUAUCCAAAAAUCCAUAGCAUCAAAGAAGUCACAAAAAAGAUCUUCAACAUCGCUUAGUUUUGAUCCUCCACAAAAAAAAGUUGCAUGCGUUACCAAUCCUUGUUCUCCUACUAGUAAUUCCUUAAACAAUACUGCGACCAUUUCUUCGCUCCAAGCUAAUCGAAUAGAGCGAAAGCUGGAUGUAAUAUGCGAAGCAUUACGAGAAAUAACUCCCGAAAUCCGCAUAAUAAUGAAUAGCGUUUGUGCCAAAGAGCAUACUUUGCCACAUAACUUUGACAUUGAAAAAAUAUGGAACGAAUCUUCUCUUAUUGAAUUUAACAGUCGAUUAGAAAAAGAUACGUUGUUUAUGGGCCACACAAUAACACAACUAGGGAAAAUAGUAGGCUGCAUAACUGAUGUGGACAAAAGAUUAAAAAUUGUGUUAGAUUUGUUAUUUGACAACUAUUUUUUGAGAAAAUGUAGUUGGACAGGACGCGGUAUUCGUCAGAAGAAAGUACAACUUUCACAAUACACAUAUGUGCUACAUUUGUUCAAGUUUGUAGGAGGAACGAAGUUCCUCGAUUUAACGGACGAACAUGUUAAGAAUUUUUUUGUAAAUAAGUUGUAUAACUGUGGGCCAAAACACGAAGAUAAAGGAGUACAAUGCACGGUAGUGUCAUCAAGAGAUAGCGACAGCGAAAAUUUAGACAUAGAAUAUGAAGACUAAUUGUUGAUUACCUUUAUUUUUUUCAUAAGGAACGGCCAAGCCGUAUUUUUGGAUUACUUGUAUUAAAUGAACUUAAAUAAAGAAUUGAACUAACAAUAAUGCCAUCGUUUCGAUUUGAUUUAUUACAUUAGUCGAUUUGAUUUGAUCA